GGAACACAUUGGCUCCAAGACACUUCCUCUGAUUUAGGAAGGCAAGGUCCUGGAUAAGAAUGACAAGAUGAUAAUUCCAAAAGGUGAUUCUAGAGAAGAGGAAGGAGAAGGAAAUAAGGAGUGUGUCAGCAUACAUGUUCCAGAGUGAGGACUAGAGCUAAAACCACCAGACAAUCCCUAGGCUUCUACUUCCCCUUUCCAGAGGGGUUCAGUCACAGAAUAACAACAGGUAAAUUCUAUAUGCGGUUCUGUGGCAUUUGCUGAUAAUAAGAAUUUGCCUCUUUCAAAAUUAUAUUCAGUCAUGGAUGCUAAUUAUGACCCCGAUGAAGAUCAUCUUAUAAGUUAUGAUGUUCAGCUCAGUAUUCAAGAAUCCACUGAAGCCAGCAAGGCUGUAUUUUAUCCUGAAAGAUUUGUACUACUAAGUGAUCAAAAGAGAAAGCUGGUGGAGGCCAUAAAGCAAGGUCACAUUCUUGAGCUCCAGGAGUAUGUGAAAUAUAAAUAUGUAUUGGAUGAAGCUGAUGAAAAAGGGUGGUUUCCAUUGCAUGAAGCUGUUGUUCAACCCAUUCGACAAGUACUUGAGGUUGUCCUGGAUGCAUCCUAUAAGACGCUCUGGGAGCUCAAGACCUCUGAUGGAGAAACACCCUUGACUUUGGCAGUCAAAGCUGGUCUGGUGGAAAAUGUAAGAACUUUACUAGAGAAAGGAGUGUGGCCAAACACCAAAAAUGACAAAGGAGAGACACCCCUUCUGCUUGCUGUAAAAAAGGGCUCCUAUGACAUGGUGUCUGCCCUGCUGAAACACCACACCAGCCUUGAUCAGCCCUGUGUCAAGCAAUGGUCAGCAAUGCAUGAAGCAGCCAAACAAGGCCGCAAAGAUAUAAUAGCUCUACUACUAAACCACAGAGGCAGUGUCCACCUAAGAGACGGAUUUGGAGUCACCCCGUUAGGUGUUGCGGCCGAGUAUGGUCACUGUGAUGUGUUGGAACACCUGAUCCACAAAGGAGGGGAUGUGCUUGCUUUGGCGGAUGAUGGGGCAUCAGUGUUGCUUGAGGCAGCAGGAGGGGGAAAUCCUGACUGCGUCUCCCUCCUGCUGGAAUAUGGAGGAAGUGGAAACAUACCUAACAGAGCAGGGCAUCUUCCUAUACACCGAGCUGCCUACGAGGGACAUUAUCUUGCACUGAAAUAUCUUAUUCCAGUAACAUCCAAACAUGCAAUCCAGAAAAGUGGGCUAACGCCAGUUCACUCAGCAGCGGAUGGACAAAAUGCACAGUGCCUAGAACUGCUUAUUGAAAAUGGCUUUGAUGUCAAUACGCUGCUUGCUGACCACAUUUCCAAGAGCUAUGAUGAUGAACGGAAGACUGCGCUCUAUUUUGCCGUUUGCAAUAAUGAUAUCCACUGCACAGAAGUCCUCCUGGCUGCAGGUGCAGACCCAAACUUAGAUCCCCUCCACUGCCUUCUUGUGGCAGUGAGGGCCAAAAAUCAUGAAAUUGUCAGGCUGCUUCUCGCCCAUGGAGCUAAUGUCAAUUGUUAUUUCAUGCAUGUGAAUGACACUCAUUUCCCCAGUGCCAUUCAGUAUGCCCUAAAUGACGAGGUAAUGCUCAGACUGCUGCUGAAUAACGGCUAUCAAGUGGAGAUGUGCUUUGACUGCAUGCACGGGGACAUCUUUGGAAAUUCGUUUGUAUGGUCAGAGAUAGAGGAAGAGGUACUGCCGGGAUGGACGUCUUGUGUCGUAAAAGAUAACCCGUUCUGUGAGUUUAUUACAGUUCCUUGGAUGAAACACUUGGUAGGCAGCGUUAUUCGUGUAUUAAUGGAUUACAUGGAUUAUAUCCCUCUGUGUGCUAAACUGAAAUCUGCACUAGAAGUACAGAGAGAAUGGCCAGAAAUCCGUCAAAUAUUAGAGAAUCCCUGCUCCUUAAAGCAUUUAUGUAGGUUAAGAAUUCGAAGACUUAUGGGACUCCAGCGACUCUGCCAGCCAGCCUCAAUGGAGAAGCUCCCUCUGCCACCAACUAUUCAAAGAUACAUAUUAUUUAAAGAGUAUGAUCUCUAUGGACAAGAGCUAAAAUUGCCAUAAUCUAAAACAAUCUUUUUAAAUGUGAUUUUAAAAAUGUGUUUAAAUGAGGUUCCUUCAGAGAAUUUCUUGGAACCAUUUUACAUAGUGUAUUUAAAUCCAUUGACACUUUUAUAACUGGAUCCUGGGUUCUUUGGGGAGCACCAUAUUUUACAUCUCUAAGGACCUUCUGCAUUGUGAUUUUUUAAAGUUAGUCAAUAUUUUGUAUUUGAAUUUCUACUGAUUGUCUUCACUUGCAAUAAGUCUUCAAACUCUCCUUAUCAAGUGACUCCUGCAAUAUCCAUGAGCAAGUCUCUCCUAUGUUUAUAAAACAAAGAACCACUUUCUCAAACCCACAUCUCCAGCCAGUUGCUGCCCCGUUGUCUCCUUUGUUU
Messenger RNA from Physeter macrocephalus (sperm whale), 2439 nucleotides. RefSeq names its product ankyrin repeat and SOCS box containing 15 (gene ASB15). The transcript has 11 exons. Gene Ontology annotation, cellular component: T-tubule; cytoplasm; nucleus. Gene Ontology annotation, biological process: intracellular signal transduction; protein localization to T-tubule; regulation of cardiac muscle contraction. NCBI's taxonomy places the organism in Eukaryota, Metazoa, Chordata, Mammalia, Artiodactyla, Physeteridae. Gene Ontology annotation, molecular function: protein binding. The record is from RefSeq and is a predicted model, not a curated record. The coding region runs from base 302 to 2068 and encodes 588 amino acids.